Molecule: messenger RNA, 6871 nt
Organism: Artibeus jamaicensis (Jamaican fruit-eating bat)
Lineage: Eukaryota; Metazoa; Chordata; Mammalia; Chiroptera; Phyllostomidae
Gene: MAU2
Product: MAU2 sister chromatid cohesion factor
Exons: 19
Coding region: 1845-3497 (550 amino acids)
Biological process (GO): mitotic sister chromatid cohesion; maintenance of mitotic sister chromatid cohesion
Cellular component (GO): chromatin; SMC loading complex
Molecular function (GO): protein binding; double-stranded DNA binding
Source: RefSeq, a predicted model, not a curated record
CUUAAAAAAAAAAAAGUUAACUUGGUUUCUAGGUACAGAGAAGCCUUGAAAUGCUCUCAGCCCUGGAUUGAAUCCUCUAAGCGCUAGAGAUGUGCUGAUCUGGGCCAUUCCACCCCUUAGGGUACUUGCUUUCCCUGAGAGCCCCAAGGUAACCCUAGAGACAUCUGGUAGGGUUGUUCAUCUGCCCUAUCUAUGCCUACAGGCCUCCCACUUUAGCUGCUUUUUCAUCAGGAAGGGAACAUAACAACUGUUUUAUUUUUUUUUAAUGUUACAAAGAAAAACAUGCAGAUGAAUUAGCAGCUUUAGGUAAGGUACAUUAUUUGUGAGAUGCAUAUAUUUCUGAUGUUUGUAUAUUUCCAAUUUGUGAUUUUAUGUUACAAGUGUUAAAAAGAUAUAAAAGGGAAAUCAUUUGAUUGGUGUCUGACAGUUUUGAGGAAGUGACUGACUUGCCCUGACACUGAGCCAGUUCUGUAGCCCUAGCUUUGGAACUGGGUCAUUGUGGGGGAUGGCUCAAGGAGUCACUGAUGCUGAUUCCUGGAUCCAAAGUAGUGAUUUUUGUAGGGAGGUACCUGAUGUCAUUCAAGAGAUAGGUAUUUGUGUUUGAAAGUUGUAAGCUUCAGUUCUGUGCCAUGUGCACAUAAGAAAGCUCUCAUUUCCUGGUGAUGUUAAAUGAUAAUUGUUGUUCAUGUGACAAAUGUUUCCUAAGCACCUCCUGUGCAUUGGACCAUUCCAUGAACUGGGGAUACAGCACCAUGAGGAGGUAUUUGUAGUGGGGACACAGCACAUGUAUAAGAGAAUGUAAGGUUGUGAUCCUGGAAACAGAUAACUAAGCGCUACUAGGAUCCAGCUCCUCUGUGUAGGUCCACACCUCCAGUUCUGUCCUUGUGUGUGUCCUUUGCAUUCUCUUUAAACACCCUGUACUCUUGCUAGAGGCCUCCUCUCCUGCCUGUACACCUUGCCUGAGGUAGUUCUUGCCCAUGGAGAUUAAGUUGUGGGACCACUGAAUCUUGGGGUUGGGCCAGAUCUCAGUAUGUCCCUAGCCCAGCUCUUCAGUUACAUGGUUUCCUCCAUGGUAUCCCCAUUCUUUCUUCUGUUUGGUGGCCUUCAGGAGCUUUUCUUGCUGGACUAUUCUUCCCCAUGAGGAGGAGUCACUUCUGUAGAAAGCAAGUCCAAACUUAAGUGUUCACCACUUUUAUGACAUCACAUAUAUAUGGCUGAAGCUGGGCCUGUCCCCACUGUUUCUGUAGACAGCCUCCAGCUAAGGAACCUCGCCUCUGAGGUUUCACUCCUGACAGCAGGCACUGGCCCUGCCUUCUGGGGACCCUGAGCCCCUUCUGAGCCUGCUGCAGUGGAGUUUUGGGAGGGGAUACUCAUGUUAGCUGCGGAGUGCCUUUUGCUUGGACUUCACAGACACACGUGUGCACGUGUGUGUAUUGUGUGUGCGCACCCACACAUGCGCUUCUCUUCAUGUGUGGGAAAGAGGCAGAAAUCCGUAGUACUGGGUGUGCGUUCUCCCAUAGCUCCCCCUCCUGGCCCACCUGUAUCUUUCAGGCAGCUGAUUGGGGAUGCAGUUCCAAGUCUUUCCUAGUCUCUUUUCAGACUUCCUCCUCUACCACUCACUCUUGCCCCAGCUCUGCUCACUUUCCCAGCCAGCAGCUCCUAAGGCCUUCAGCCUCUGACUCCGCUUCUUCCUCCCUCUGCAUUCUCUUUGGUGCAUCUAGGAUAUUCUUUAUUGGGAGUGUGGGAAUAACUUUUAAUGUUGUUUUGUUUUAUUUUGUUUUACAAAUACCGCUGCCAGCAUUGAAUGCAAUUUUGGCCAAAAAACCUGCACACUCCUUUGCUACAUGGCAAAAGCUUUCAUAUCACCUAUUGUUGUUUGCUGUCAUCCCUGCAUUCUCUUUGAAAUAAAGAAACACACCAUCUUCUUUCUGUGGUUGAUAUCACAACAAAUCCCACAGUUUGAAGAUGUUAAAUUUGAAGCAGCAAGUCUUUUGUCUGAAUUAUACUGUCAAGAGAAUUCUGUCGAUGCAGCAAAGCCACUACUGAGGAAAGCAAUCCAGAUCUCCCAGCAGACGCCUUACUGGCACUGCCGCCUCCUCUUCCAGCUUGCUCAACUGCACACGCUUGAGAAGGACCUGGUGUCAGCCUGUGACCUCCUAGGCGUGGGAGCCGAGUAUGCACGGGUGGUGGGAUCUGAGUACACACGGGCGCUUUUCCUGCUCAGCAAAGGGAUGCUGCUGCUGAUGGAGCGCAAGUUGCAGGAAGUCCACCCGCUGCUGACCCUUUGUGGACAGAUUGUCGAGAAUUGGCAGGGGAACCCCAUCCAGAAGGAGUCUUUACGUGUCUUCUUCCUGGUGCUCCAGGUGACACACUACCUGGAUGCAGGGCAGGUAAAGAGCGUGAAGCCAUGCCUGAAGCAGCUGCAGCAGUGUAUUCAGACCAUCUCCACAUUGCAUGAUGAUGAGAUCUUGCCUAGCAACCCUGCUGACCUCUUCCACUGGCUGCCCAAGGAACACAUGUGUGUGCUUGUCUACCUGGUGACUGUGAUGCACUCCAUGCAGGCUGGCUAUCUAGAGAAGGCGCAGAAGUACACAGACAAAGCACUUAUGCAGCUGGAGAAACUCAAGAUGCUCGACUGCAGCCCCAUCCUGUCGUCCUUCCAAGUGAUCUUGCUUGAACACAUCAUUAUGUGCAGGCUUGUCACAGGACACAAGGCCACUGCACUACAGGAGAUUUCCCAGGUCUGCCAGCUGUGCCAGCAGUCGCCCCGGCUCUUCUCCAACCACGCAGCACAGCUGCACACACUGCUGGGCCUGUACUGUGUCUCCGUCAACUGCAUGGACAACGCAGAAGCUCAGUUCACCACAGCCCUGCGGCUCACCAACCACCAGGAGCUGUGGGCCUUCAUCGUGACCAACCUGGCGAGUGUGUAUAUACGGGAAGGAAAUAGACACCAAGAGGUACUAUACAGCUUGUUGGAGAGGAUCAACCCAGACCACAGCUUCCCUGUCAGCUCUCAUUGCCUUCGAGCAGCAGCUUUCUACGUGCGUGGACUCUUCUCCUUCUUCCAGGGACGCUAUAAUGAGGCCAAGCGAUUUCUGCGAGAAACUCUAAAGAUGUCCAAUGCAGAAGACUUGAACCGGCUCACGGCCUGCUCUCUGGUGCUUUUGGGCCACAUUUUCUAUGUGUUGGGGAACCACAGGGAGAGUAACAACAUGGUGGUACCCGCCAUGCAGCUGGCUAGCAAGAUCCCAGAUAUGUCAGUGCAGCUGUGGUCAUCGGCCCUGCUGAGAGACUUGAACAAAGCCUGUGGGAAUGCCAUAGAUGCCCAUGAAGCUGCCCAGAUGCACCAGAACUUCUCGCAGCAGCUGCUCCAGGACCACAUUGAGGCCUGCAGCCUCCCCGAGCAUAACCUUAUCACGUGGACAGAUGGCCCGCCGCCUGUGCAGUUUCAAGCUCAGAAUGGACCCAAUACCAGCCUGGCCAGCCUCCUGUGAGGCCCCUGGAGGGGGCCACCCAGCUUCUCAAGGCCUCCGGGGGGCCCAGUGUGUCCCUGACUUCCACCCAGAUGGCACUUGUGCUUUCCUCUGAGGUGUGCUGGCAUGGUGUCCCCAGGCUUCUUUCCCAAGUGUCUCUAGAGCUUCCAAGUCCCAGGGGAGUGUGCAGGGCCAAUUCCUACCCUCCCAGGAAGGGCUGGGCAGCAUUACCACUGUGAACCAGGACCCUGGUGCUGAGGCAUAUAGAUGGAAUGUUGGAGCUGACUUUCCAGAGCCAUCUUUUAAAGUGGACUUGAACUGCCAGUCCUGCUACACAUCCAAGUCACCUUCCUGGGACCUUGUCUGGAUGCAGAGUGGCAGGGUGGGUGACAAUGCUGGAGCGUUGCCACGUGACUUCCAUUGCCCGGGCUUCUGUGCCAGGUUGGAGUGUUUCCUCUGAUCUCAUGGCAGCUUCUAGAGCUCAGAGGCGAGAUAACAGUUUUGGCCCAAAAUUGUAAAGAAGUGAUAGUGCACAUCAGGGACAAAAAUGCAUGUCCUACUAUGCUUUUCUCAGCUUGCCUUUAUCUGCAGUGUCCAUCCUGAUAGCUAGGGCUUCUGGUCAGGGACCCUGGGGGCCCAGGAACUCGCCUUCCAAACAUCUGCACCUUGACUAGAUCACUGUCUGGCCAUGGGGAUACACAUUGCUGUAGACAUGGGUAUGCAUGUGUGUGUGUGCAUGUGCAGUAGACACGUGUGUGUGUGUGUGCCCUCACGCACAUGUGGGCACAGAGUGUGUGUGUGUGCUGUAGGCACAGGUGUGCAUUGUGUGUGUACAUGUGAUUAUCAAAGCCAGAGCUGAGACUCCUGUGUUUACACCAGCUGCCUUCCUUGGUCAGCAUCCAUAUUGUGGGGUAGGAAGCAGGAGAGAGGACCCUCCUCAGCCCAACUCAGGGUGCCAACCAAAGGGGCUGGGACAGCUCUUUGGCUUCCUUUGCAGAGGAUGUUUGCAGAUGACUGGAGCUUAGCCCACCCUGCCCUCGGGAGGGAGAAGACCUACUUAACCUGCCUUGGGUCUCGACAGCAUUGAAACCUUUUCCUGAGCUGGACCCCAGGAGCUUCUGCCGCGUCCAGGCAGCAUACUCAGUUCUGUGUUGCUCUUGGAUAAUCUAGAGAUGUCCCAGUGGUGAUGGUGGGCUUGGGGGCAGUUGAGGCAGCUGCCCCCUCCAGCUUCUGGUGGCUGGGAGCGGCCCCCUGCCAAGGAAUGAUGAGUGGUUUUGCUAGUCAGCGUGGCUUGUUGGUUUGAGUCUUGUUAACCUUGCACUGUGAAGGCUGCUUCUCGAGGCCACAGUGUCUGUGAUGGAGGGAUCGCUGGGGUCUGGGAUCAUUCAGGUAGCUCCUUGCACCCUGACCUUGGGUGUGCCUUAGUCAAAGCAGGAUUGUCAGCAGAUUACCCUGUGCUGGGCCACUGCCCUCACCAGGCCUGAGGCAGGCCCUGCUGCCCACUUAGGGGCCAGUGACAGGCACACAAGUGAGCCACAAGUCAGGACAGGACCCACCAUCCUGUGUCACCCAGGAGAAUCUGGCCAUAUCUGGGGCUGCUGCAUCUGCUGACACCCUGGUCUUGUAAGGACUGUGGAGGAGGGUGUAAGCCCAGCCACAAGCUGUCACCAUUGAGUCUUCCUCUUCCAUCAAGGGUGCCCCCAAGGCCUUUCCCUCUAUACCAAGGGAUAGCACUCCCAUCUUGCUGUAAACUAUAUCUACCAGCCUGAAUCUCACUGUCUGACCUCUCCAGACCCACAUUACUUCAAUCACACUGCACAUUAUGUUUGUGUAUUUAUUUAAGCCUUUCUUUGCUUCUAGGGCAUUUUGUAUGUAGAGCAGUUGAAAUAAGAACCUCAAAGCUUAACGUCUGUCCUGAUGUUAAAGUGCUUUUAGUGACCAUUCUGUUAUCUGUGUAUGUGUAUGGUUAGGAUAAGUUCUUAAGUUUACAUUAAAAAAUUUAGUACUCAAUAUUUAAUAUUCCACUUUAGCUUUAUGAAAACCAAACCAUGUGUAUGGUUUUGAACCUCCCUUUUACCACAGCAUCUACCAAUUACAUCAAGCUGCCAUACAUACCUUCCUGUGAGUCCACAUUCAGUACUUAAUAAUUUCUCAUAAGAAUUUAAAAUAGGCAGCAAGCAAGCCAACAGGGAGAUGUUGCAUAAGUGUCAUACUGAUAAGUGUUUAGAAAAAGCAGGUAACUCCAAACUCUUCAAAUUACAGGGCAUGAAGUAGUAGCAAGGUUCCUGUUGGCAGGUCAGUCGCUGAAAGCUGGUCAGACCCUUGUGUGCUCUUCCCGCCUCUCCCUGUUAGCAGAAGACCCUGGCCUGCAGAUGCCCACAGUCAUGGGGAGGGUCCUCUCCCUGGGGGUAAGCAUUCCCUAUCCCACUAACUGGGAGCACAGGCAAGGAAAUUGGGUAAAGGCAUCCUGGCAUGAUGGAUAUGCUUGUGGUUACAUUGUCUCUUUGUUUUGUUAAAAGGUUUUUAAUUAAGUAUGUUUGGCACAAUGUCUUUUAACGGGUUUGUAAUAUGAUUUUAGCAGCCUGUAAUUUCAGCUGGUGCUUUUAAUCAGGAAAAACUUACAAAUGCAAAACAUUGUUUAAAAGACAUAACCAUAGAAGAUAGCUCCUUGUUUGUGGAUAUUUUUCCUUUGUAUUUGAAGUAAAAACACUUGCAAUAGCUAUCACUUGCUAUAGUCUUGUUCUGCCUUCUCUUCCUCUCCUGUUGCAAACCUGAUGAGCUCUUUCCUGCCCCACCCAACCAGUGGGGCUGCAGGGAUUUGAGCUAACCAACAAGGCAUGAGGAUGCAGAGCUUGAAAGACCUGGUGGUAACUUGAGUCUUCCUCUCUGUUGACGACGUUCCUCUGGUCCAGCCCUGCUUGGAAGGCAAGGAACCCCUAAGACAUCCCACACAAGGCCUGAAGCACUGUCUGUUCCUCCCUGGCUCUCAACAAGACUUCAUACACCCUGAGUUUUUGUGGGCUUUUUUUUUUGGGGGGGGUGUUUCCCAGAUUUUUUCUUUCUGAAGUGAAAGACACAAAAUCAACCAUUUAAUGUAUAGAAUUCAAUGGUAUUAAAUACAUUCACAAUGUUGUACAACAGUACCUCUUUAUAGUCUUAGAACUUUUCCAUCAUCCCAAAGAGACCCUCCAUUCCAUUAAUAAUCAAUCCCUAUUCCUUCUCUCCUACCCCUGACCACCACUAAUCAAUUGGCUUUCUGCAUUGGAUUUGCCUGUUCUGGACAUUUCAUGUAGAUAGGAUCAUAUACUAUAUGUCCUUUUGUGUCUGGCUUCCCUGACUUAGCAUCUUUUCCAGGUUUAUUCAUGUUGCAAUGUACCAGUACUUCAUUCCUUUUU